AGCUCACACAACUAAAAUCUUCUCUUACAAAAGAACUAAAAGAAGAUGGAUCAGUCAUCAUCAACGUUGCUUAUAAACCAGAGAAAGUCAUCAUCGUCUCCGACGAGGAUACCACCGAAGCAGAAGAGGAAAUCAACGACGACGAACAAACCCAUCAAAGUCCGUUACAUAUCUAACCCGAUGAGAGUCGAGACUUGUCCUUCUAAGUUCAGAGAGCUCGUUCAAGAACUCACCGGUCAAGACGCUGCCGAUCUACCACCGUCACCCACCACUUUCGUCGCCGCAGAUCUCCACCGUCCGUGUGAGUCGGAUAUGAACCCUGAGCCGUUGGAUAGUGAGGUUCGUGAGUAUUAUUCACCGUUGGAUGAGGAAGUGUUUAAUGCUCCUCAGAUGUCGGCAGGUCUUUCUGGUUUUUUCUCGUCUGGGUUUUACAAUGUGAAUGCUUUAGGAAGCAUUGGUUCUCUCUGAAUAUCUUAUAUUAAAAAAAAAAGAAUGUUUAGUUUCCGGCAGUGAAACACCGAUCACGAAGAAUAAACCAUCUAUAGUUUU
This is a messenger RNA of Arabidopsis arenosa, 549 nucleotides long. NCBI's taxonomy places the organism in Eukaryota, Viridiplantae, Streptophyta, Magnoliopsida, Brassicales, Brassicaceae. The record is from the annotation of a GenBank genome assembly.